Messenger RNA from Nymphalis io (European peacock), 5159 nucleotides. It is a transcript of the gene aPKC, whose product is annotated as atypical protein kinase C. The transcript is spliced from 13 exons. The record is from RefSeq and is a predicted model, not a curated record. The coding region runs from base 391 to 2472 and encodes 693 amino acids. Gene Ontology annotation, biological process: protein phosphorylation; establishment or maintenance of cell polarity. NCBI's taxonomy places the organism in Eukaryota, Metazoa, Arthropoda, Insecta, Lepidoptera, Nymphalidae. Gene Ontology annotation, molecular function: ATP binding; protein serine/threonine kinase activity; protein binding.
GACUCCGCUCGCAUCGCUCGAGAAACGUUCGAAACAGUGUCGUUGUGAAAAUCUCUGCGCGUACGCGUGUUUUUCGCGCGCCAAUGCGCCAUCUGUGCUCGAUCGCGGCGGCGACCGUGCCGUCGUCGGUGACAAUUUCGCAUUUUGUAAUGUCCGCGCCGAUGCAGUGAACGUGGUGUUCGCGAGUGCCGUAUUUAUAUGUUUUGUUGGUGAUUACGUGAAUAGUGUGGCCAGAAUGGAAGCGUUGACCUCGACAGCGAUCGUAUCGUCCGGGACGUCAACGGCUCGCAGUGCGACCGGCGAGCAAUCUUAUUGAUUUUAUUAUCAGACACAAAAUUACCUCGCCUUGACUCAGUGCAAAGUUCCAAAAGUGAAAUAAGGAAUGCAGUGAUGGAAUUUAUAACUCACCUUGGUACAUUUAAGAUAGUGAAAAUGAUCGUGCUUUCAAACAUAUUCCGCGGAAGCCAUCCGCAACAGCAAAUAUCCAAUGAAUUGAGUGAAAAAAACGUUCGAGAAAAAUCAUCAAAAUUAUUGACACAAAGUUCGUUAACUUUAAGACAGCGAACAAAAACUCACGACAAUAUAAAAGAGACACUUGAAUAUGAGGACGAAACAAAUACUGUUAUUAGUGAAAAAAGACUUUCAACCAGUGUUGAUGCCAUAGUUACACACAAUGAUGCCAAAAGUAAAGUGAUAUGUAGUGCCAAAGGUUUAUUAGAAACAAAUUUAGAUGAUCUUUUUAAUGAUAUAAAAAUAAAUGACGACUGGACUGUCGAACCAAAGAGUUUGGGUGCAAGCGAACCUAUUUUAAGUUUUAAUGAGCAUGAUACAAAAACUAUUAAUAAUCGGGAAUCUCUCGUGUCAGAGAAUGACAGUGAUGGUGAUACAGCGACCGAUAGUGAUUGUAUGGAUGAAGCAGCUCGCGAACAGAGGAAAUGCAUGGGUGCACGUCGUUUCGGCCACAUGCUGAGAAGAGUUUUAUCUCGUAACGUGUUUCCCAAUGUCCCGCCGGCGCCGGGGAUGCCCUGCGCGGGGGAGGACCGCAGCAUCUACAGGCGAGGCGCACGUCGGUGGAGGAAACUCUACAGAGUUAAUGGUCACAUAUUUCAAGCUAAACGUUUUAAUAGACGAGCCUUUUGUGCCUUCUGUCAAGACCGCAUAUGGGGACUGGGGCGGCAAGGCUUUAAGUGCAUCCAGUGUAAAUUGCUGGUGCACAAGAAAUGCCACAAGCUGGUCCAGAAACCUUGUUCCAAUGAACACGUCGAUCCCAUCGAGGUCAAAGAUGACGCAAACGGAGAGAGUACACUUGGAAGAGCUUCUUCUGUUAGGUCUCGCGCAGAGCCCGAGCCACCGUUACCGGAGACUCCGCCGGCGCCCGCGUCGGCGCCCGUUCGCAACGAGGACCUCGAGCCGGGCUCCCAGCGCCAGUACUCGCUAGAUGACUUCGAGCUGAUUAGAGUCAUCGGUCGUGGAUCUUACGCCAAGGUGUUAAUGGUGGAAUUGAAGAGAACGAAACGCGUCUACGCCAUGAAGGUGAUUAAGAAAGCCCUGGUGACGGAUGAUGAGGAUAUCGACUGGGUUCAGACUGAGAAGCACGUCUUCGAAACUGCUUCCAACCACCCGUUCCUGGUGGGCUUACACUCGUGCUUCCAGACGCCGAGUCGUCUGUUCUUCGUCAUUGAGUUCGUGAGAGGCGGUGAUCUUAUGUUCCACAUGCAGCGCCAGCGCCGCCUGCCCGAGGAGCACGCGCGGUUCUACGCGGCGGAGAUCUCGCUGGCGCUGCACUUCCUGCACGAGCGGGGCGUCAUCUACCGCGACCUCAAGCUGGACAACGUGCUGCUCGACCACGAGGGACACAUCAAGCUCACCGACUACGGCAUGUGCAAGGAGGGCGUCCGUCCCGGCGACACGACGUCGACGUUCUGCGGGACGCCCAACUACAUCGCGCCGGAGAUCCUGCGCGGCGAGGAGUACGGCUUCUCGGUGGACUGGUGGGCGCUGGGCGUGCUGACGUACGAGAUGCUGGCCGGCCGCUCGCCCUUCGACAUCGCGCACGCCGCCGACAACCCCGACCAGAACACCGAGGACUACCUCUUCCAGGUGAUUCUAGAGAAGACGAUCCGUAUCCCGCGGUCUCUGUCUGUGAAGGCGGCGUCCGUGCUGAAGGGCUUCCUCAACAAGAACCCCGUGGAGCGGCUCGGCUGCGGCGAAGCGGGCUUCCUGGACAUCGUCAACCACCCCUUCUUCAAGAGCAUCGAAUGGGAGAUGUUGGAGCUGAAGCAGGUGGUACCACCGUUCAAGCCGCGACUGGAGGGAGAGCGCGACCUCGCCAACUUCCCGCCGGAGUUUACCGACGAGCCCGUGCACCUCACACCCGACAACGAUACGGUGAUCGCUGACAUCGACCAGUCGGAGUUCGAAGGCUUCGAGUACGUGAACCCGCUGCUCAUGUCUCUGGAGGACUGCGUGUGACAACACGCCUGCCGUCUGCACCCCCACCACCACCACCUGCACGCACUACACGCUCAGGCCUACGGGUACGCUCCGGACUCGUCGUCGUCGGACUACGACUCGGUGUGCUCGGAGCUGCCCCGCAAGCCCACUCUGCUGCAGCACAUGUUCUGCUUGCCGCUCAACUGACGCCGGCAGCGCUCGCAGCGCACACAGCACACGCAGCACACACAGCACACACACUACUGAACGCUUAUCUGUUAUAUGUGCAUGUAAUACGCUAUUCGGUGACUCUAUUUUAUUUCCCUUUACUGUUUCUUAUUACACGUUCGGAAAUGUGAGUAUUUAUUUACUUUUAAUAACUAAGUUAAUAUUAUUCUCAAAAAAGUAUUAUCUGUGUAAAUGAUUCGUUAGGUUGAAAUAAAUUUCGUAGGUUUAUAAUUUUUAUUCCUGUAAAUAAUGAGAGUUAAACUACAAAUAGGUUUAAUAACGAAAGCAAUCCUACAGUUCUUCCAUGAAAAUAUAGUGAAAUACGACGGAAUUGAUUCGAUUGGUUCGUAAAUGGACGAAGUUCGGUGCUAGGAGCUGUGCGCGUCUCGACACGAUAACUACGGUGUAGGCAACGGUGCAGAUAAUCGGCAGGCAUUUGUCUAAAUUGUACAUACGAUAUUCGCCCUUAAGGGGUUGUAAUAAAAACGAUAUUAGAGAUUAAAAUUUUGCUGUUCGUAUUCGCGUUAUAUUCUUUUGUUAUUAGAUGAACGUAAUCGGUUUAAAUGCUUGUGUACAUAAAACUAUAUAAUGUACUAUACGAAAAUAUAUUGUAUAAAUAAUUUUUGAUUAUCUGUAGUGUAUAACACUUUGUUAUCGAAAUAAUUUAAUAAUUAAAACAAAUUGGACGUGAUGCGAUCUCAUCGAAAAGUUUGAUAGAAUUUACGAAAUAUAUUUGCAAAUGAAAUAUAAUGAAUAACUCGUAGAAUACAAUUCGGACAACUCACACUUUACCUCUGUGCCAACUGUGAUCAAUAACAAAAACGCAUCACGUUUUCAAACAUUCGCUAAAACUUAUGUUUUAAGCAAUAAAUUAUAUCGUAGUAGUUAUCUAUAUUGGAGACAGGCAACCUGCUCAAUGAAAGGCACGUGAGGAAUUAAAUGUAGUGAAAAAAACGCCCCGCAACGGAGCUAGUAGCGAACCGGUAGAACUUCCCUAGUAUAUAUUAAGCUAGUUUGUGGCUUCAAUUCGAGCACGAGGCGUGUACAUUUGCAAAGGUCGAUGUUAAAGUUUAACCCUUCGUAUUAUCGUAACUGACAGCUUUUCAAACGAUACGACACUAUCGUGACGUCAUCGCGUCGUUUCAAAACUUGUUACUUUAAUUGAAUAUAUCGUGUGUAAGUUUGCUAGGAACGCGUGAAGCAUAUUGACGAAGUCGAGAACGGAACACUUAAAUAUGAUAAUAUUUUCAAAUGGCACGUUUCAUAAUCAUGCUAACGUACAACGUAGAUUUAGCGCCAUGAAAGUUUAAAAUCAAUAAAAAAUAUUUUUAAUAGUGACGACGAAAUCGAUGUUCCGUGUUAACGCUCACACUCUUUAGAUAUCCUAACGCAACGUGAAAUUAUUCUUAUUAUAUUAAUGUAAAAUAUAUUCCCUAUCGUAGAUCAUAUUCUCCUCUCAAAUCACUCCUUUAGGUAGCCAACGAAUUUUAUACAACGUUUACUCGAACGAUGUUAUCAUAAAGUGCACUGAGAAAAAUUUUAAUCGUGUAUAUUAUUAUUAUAAAAUCUCGUAAUAUAAAUCGGUUAUCGAAUAUUAUAACGGAUUAUUGUUAACGUAGAUGAAGAGACUUUAUAUAUUACAAGUAUCGUAACGGGUCGCCGACGAAGCGUCCGCAACUAUUCUAAAUAGUGCGUAGAAAUAUCUACUAGACAUUUUGCACCUAUACUAUAGUGAUGUUACACACGCGCGUCGAUUCUUUCCGCUCGAUAUUAUUGCAUUGUUGAGUGUUGUGGUUACCUUCGUGCGUCGCGAUGUCGAUGUCGAUAUUUUAUCGACGCUCGGAGCAUGCGUGUAGUCUGUGUUAUUUUUAAGUAUUUAAUUAAUAUUUUGAUACUUUUAGGUAUUUACGUUUUAGUUUUUAUAAUUGUUAAUCAUUCCACUGUCGGUAUGCGGCGUUGUAUUGGUGCAUUUUUUAUUAUUAAAGUGACAUCACAUAGCGGCGUAUGUAGCCUGAAUAAUAUUGCAAUAUUUGCGUUUUAUUGCAUUUUGAUUGUAUUAAAUACUGUGUAUUAAUUGUUUAGUUUAAUUUCGUUUAGGAUUCACAACCAAACAUUGUUACUCGUAUGUAAAUCACUUACUAACUGCAUGACAAAUGAUUUUAACGAUAACUAAAGAAUUGUAAUAAAAACAUUCGCAACUUAAGUUCGUUUAGAACAAAUAUUAUAUUUUAGUUAAGUUAAUUUAGUUAAGUUAACUCGCAUGGAACAAUAACGUUGAAUAUACAUUAUACAUUUAUACGAGCUGUAAGUGGUUUAGGCGUCGUAUUUAAUUUUUGUUUGUACGUGUAUUGUAAAACACCAAUAAAAUAAUGUAACCUGUUACGAUUUAUCUGUGUAAUGCUUGGUGCGUGAAUGCGACGUAUUGUCAAAUUAGACUGGUGAACUUGUGGUACUGUACUAUUCUAUGCUUAACUGAAAAUAAAGAAUGAUUAAUCUGA